Panicum virgatum (switchgrass) is the source of this 1203-nucleotide messenger RNA. RefSeq lists its product as uncharacterized. Lineage: Eukaryota; Viridiplantae; Streptophyta; Magnoliopsida; Poales; Poaceae. The record is from RefSeq and is a predicted model, not a curated record. Bases 1 to 1011 code for a protein of 336 amino acids. The transcript is spliced from 6 exons.
AUGUUGGCGGGCGUGCCAUGGGCGGAGGAGGGCCUCGCCGCGGCCCCAGCCAUCCCCGGCGGCACGCCUCCUCGGGCGGGUGAGCAGUGCGCCGCCGCAGGGUCCAUGCGGCGGAACAGGGGCCAUGCUGCCAGCCACGUCACAAAACUGCUGCCACGUUAUAGCAAUACCGGUCUGCGAACGCCUCGUAUUAGUUUACCUUCUCUAUCCACCGCCCUUUCAUCUUCCCGAUAUUUCCUCCUACCCCCAAAUAUCGCCGCACCGUCAUCCUCGUCGUCCUGCAUCCUCGCCUUGGGGGAGCCGCGCCUGGAGCGAAGCGGGGACCCGCGCCGCCCGGUGGUUCGUCCUCGCUGCCGGGGGGAGCCGCGCCUGGAGCGAAGCUCGAACCCGCGCCGCCCGGCGAUUCGUCCUCGCCGCGGGGGGAGCCGCGCCGGGAGCCAGGCGGGGAUCCACGCCGCCCGCGAUUCUUCCUCGACGAGGGGGAGCCGCGCCGAGAUCCAGGAGGGGAUCACGUCGCCCGGCGAUUCAUCCUCGUCGAGGGGGAGCCGCGCCGGGGAUCCAGGAGGGGAUCACGCUGCCCGACGAUUCGUCCUCAACGAGGGGAGCGCUCCGGGGCGGGCUCGACUGCGAUUCAUCCUCGGCGACUGGAGGCGCUGCGAAGGGAGGCACGACUCCACGCGGGGCCCUGCACUCCAGUGGUGCACCGAAGGUGCUGCAUCCUCGUCAAGGUUCCAUGUUUUGGGAGCUAUGGUGAUUCAGUUAUCGAGACGCAGGCAGUCUGUGUUGAACCUGUGCAGUGUUUUUGGGACCAUUACUAAAUCCCCUAUUGAGGAAGGGAAGGACGACUCCCCGCGUGGGCCUGCACUUCAUUCACUGGAAGAUGCAAAACCACUACGUGAAUGCAUAUCCUACUACCUACUAACACAUGCAUGCAAUGAAAAGUACAACAGCCUUGUAGACAUAAAAAAAAUACUAACCAUGCAUGGUGUGACCAUUGGAUUCUAUCAGUGAAGAUGUUGUUUUAUGGUUUAAAAUAAUAGCUAUAUUCGAUGAAGAAUAUGAACAGAGCUAUUAGUUUUUUAGAUGAUUAUAUAUUCUAGAAUGACAGCGAAUCAGUCUUCUUUUUAUUUAUUUCUACUGUAAACCUAAAUUUAGAGAUUUUUUGAGAUUUAAUAAUAAAUCUGAGUUCUACAUUCAUAUGGA